AUGAUCAAGAAGGACAAGGGUGUGAAACCUAUUUUACUCAACAUUGCUUUGGCUUUGGGGUUUUCUUUUGCCGGAUUUCUUUGCUCACGCCUCAGAAUCAAUCAAGGUCAUGAAAUUGAAUCCAACGGGUCUAGCAGUGGAAAUUCUCCUAUUGAUCUUCGCAGUAACACGAAACAAAACGGUGAUAGAGAUGAGUUCCUCCUACCUGAAUUCGACGAGCUCGUUAAGGAGGUAGAAUUCGAAGUAGAGUCGCGGAAGUUAGAAGUAAGAUCUUCUAGAGCAUUUGCAGGUCCUGAUAAGGAUGACUAUGAACAAGAGAUACUUCAACUCAAGAACAUGGUUAAACUGCUUCAAGACAAGGAACAAAAUCUCGAGGUUCAGCUACUUGAGUACUACGGUCUUAGAGAGCAAGAAACGGUUGUGAUUGAGCUUCAAAAUAGAUUGAAGAUAACUAAUAUGCAGGUAGAGAUGUUCAAUCUCAAGGCUAAAAACUUACAGUCCGAGAAUCGGAGAUUAAGGGAACAGGUUGCUGAUCAUGGAAAAGUUCUGGCUGAGCUUGAUGCAGCAAAAGAAAAAAUCGAGCUGCUCAAUAAGGAAAUUAGGCGUGAAGCUGAACAGAAUAAAGAGCGGAUUGUUAGUCUUCAAGAAAGAGUAGCCAAGUUGCAAGACCAAGUGUGCAAAGACGCUGCUUGUGAUCAGGACAUCAAAAUUAAGCUGCAAAAGUUAGAGGCGCUUGAGUCUGAAGUAGAGGAGUUGAGGAAAUCUAAUUCAAGAUUGCAGAUAGAGAAUUCGGAGUUAACUAGAAGAUUUGAUUCUAUGCAGAUUCUUGCUAAUGAUGCGAAUCAAGAAAGUGAGCGUCUUAGAAAAGAAAAUGAGGAUUUGAUGAAGCAAAUUGAGCAACUACAAUCUGAUCGACGUUCAGAUAUUGAAGAAUUAGUGUACAUGCGGUGGGUCAAUGCCCGUUUACAACAAGAGCUGCAGAAUCAUCGGCCUCUACACAAUAAAACGGUUGCAAAGGACUCUGAGAAGAAAGCCAAGAAACUAAUACUUGAAGAUACUGAUACUAAUGGACUAGGGAGUACUAUGGAUUUUGAUUUAAAUCAACGGUCCUCCUCGCAAUCUUCUUCUAUUACUGACUCUGGAGAGUAUGAUCAUUUUUUUUCCAGAACUAACGCCCCGAGUCAGAACAAGUUUUUUAGCAAGCUUAGAAGAUUGAUAUUAGGAAAGGAUGGACAUCAUCGUCAUAGUCAGGUUUCAUCUAGAUAUCAAGAAGAUAUCAAUCCUCAACGACGGAGUACAUCAACCAACACUGACGGCAGAACUUCCUUUGAUAGGAGAAAUUCAAGUUUUGACGGUAGAACUUCCUUUGAUAGGAGAUAUUCAAGUUUUGACGGAGAAGGUUCGUUCUCCGACUUUUUAGGCAUAGAGAAAUCUGAUUUGGAGAAAUAUGCAGAAGCUCUAGAAGAUUCUAGUGCGAAUGAUAAACAUCAAAGGCAAGGAAGAUCAACAUCAUUUAGUUAG
Messenger RNA from Lathyrus sativus (Indian pea), 1521 nucleotides. Lineage: Eukaryota; Viridiplantae; Streptophyta; Magnoliopsida; Fabales; Fabaceae. The record is from the annotation of a GenBank genome assembly.